GAGGGAGGGGAAGGAGGGGGCGUCGCCAUGGCGGCCCGGGCCGAGCCGGCCAGCCGGCUGCGCCGACGAGGACCGAGAUGAAGUGCUGAGGCGAGAGGAUGAUCUCGCGAUACACCCGGAAGCCGGUGCCCCCCGAUGCCCAGGGGAUUCGAGGACUUACAAAAGAUACCUUAGACCAUCAUCCCCUGCCAGACUCACUGGAUGACAGUUACCCAUCCACUGAAAGUCAAGAAGAUAUUUCAAGUGAGUCUGAAAGUACAAAAGAGUUAAACUACCAAAUAGACAAUGGAAACUCAUGGUCUGCUAGUCAGAGCUUCACAGGCACCUCCACUGAAGACAGUUCUGUUUUUUCUUGGGGCUAUGAUGAAUUUGAUAAAGCUGCUACACGUCAAGUUCAGCAAAUAUUCAGACACAUUGAUGAGCUCCUUUAUGAACAAAGAACAUGUCUAUAUGUUGGCCUAGAAGAGGAAUGCCAACAAUGGAUGUCAAGGUUUCCUCAUCUCAGGAUUGUAGGGAAACAAGUAGUGUUACCCACUGAUGAAGGCUAUGGAUGGUAUAUUAGUUCAGCCUGCAGCGCUUUAACUUCAUCCGACGUGAGUCCCACGCAAGAGAAAGAUCCUAGUGAGUUUACUAUUUGGGGCAAAAAGGUUCCCCUUUCUGUUUCUCCUAUUUGUAAAGAAGAUAACUUUUCAAAAAUCUCUGAAUCGAAUUUGUUUGAGAGCGAAGAAGAGGAAGAUGGAGUGAUUAUCUCUGAAGGAAUAAUGGAGGAAUACUUAGCAUUUGACCGCAGAGAUGUGGAAGAAGAGUUGCAUGAAUGGAAAAUGGGACUUUCACCAGACAGACGGAAAUUAGGGUUUCCUCCAAUCUCGCCAUCAUGCUGCAUGAGAGAUGCUGUUCUUUCCUUUGUAUUUGAUGAUGUGUGGAGCGAAGUCUUAGGCUAUAUGGAGCAGUUAAUCUGCAGACACUGGGAAGGUCCAACCUCAGAUGAUGAGAAGAAUGUCAUUUCUGUAGAGGCAAACAGGACAGAUUCAGGAAGUCCUUUUAUGCAGUUUGAACCUUUGCCUUUGGUAUUACCUCGAAUGCCACAGACCAAGAUGCCCUCUAUCCCUUCAAAUCUGGUAAAUAUUUCUCAAAGUACAAGUGCUGGCCCACAACGUAAUUUGAAUGGCUUGAUGGUAAUUCAUGGGAUUCCCUUGCAUCAAAGGAACUUGCCCUUGAUGGACAAAAUAUUAGAUUACGAUGAAAGAUUGCUUCUGAGACCAGGAUCCAGUUCUAUCUUGUCAACCAGAGCUCGGCCAAAUCGUCCCCUUGAGCUCAGUACAUCUUCGCUGUCCUAUUCUGCACAGUCUGCUAGAAGGCGUAACCCACCACCACGUAUCCUGCAUCCUAUCAAUGCCAGCCAUUCUCGCUCAGGAACCCCAAGACCCAUAGAUGAAGUCAUCAGGGGAACUCGACUCUCUGCUGCAAAUGAGCAGCUGUCAUCAACUUCUCCAAUGCCAUUAAGCAGAAAUAAUCUCCUGCCUCCUAUUAGUACCAUAGAAGGGACAGAACAUGUAGCAUUCCAAAAACAAAUGAAAUCCUGGGGAAAUGCUAGUCGGGCUCGUAGUGCAAUAGCAGAUGAAAUUAACCAUCAACCAGUACAUGAGAGAUUUUUAUUACCUGACAGUUUCUCCAGGCCUAAUACAUCACAUGCAUUUUGGCCAGAAUCACAAUAUCGUCGUUCUUGCACUGUUAUUGAUUAUGCUAAUCAGCCACGAAAUAGUAAAGGAUCUGCUGGUACAGAUCCUGUCAAUGUAGGUGUAAUGGGAGCCAGUUUAGGGAUAUCUAGCUCUUCCUAUAUUAAUUCUUUCCACCAUCAGCCUCUUGGUCAUUUUCUUGAUGAAGAUGAGGAGGACAAAGAAGAUCAUCCUCCACAGGAGAAACCUACAUGAUUUUCCACUCUGACUUGGUUCAUGCAAGAUGUGCACUUGCCCAAGAGGUGAUACAGAUGCAUUCUUGAAGAAUCUACAACAGAUUUAUUGUCUCAAUGUCUUGCAGGCAGUAAUGAAGUUUUUUACAGGUACAAAGUAGACUUGAGUUGUAUAGUUGCUUUCAAGCCUUAUCUCAUUCUUGCUUAGUAGGUCUUCAGUUAUAUGGUUCUGUAAGAACUCACAGUCGAACUGGAUCAAGAAGUAGACAGGGAUUGUAAGACAUUAGGAGAAAGAGCCAUCCAUCUCCAAGAUGAGGGAGAAUCUACUGAAGCUUUUAAAAGAAGUAUUCAACUACAGCAAUAUCAAAUCCGUUUACAGAAGAAUCUGAAAUCUUUCUUUACAAGAGUCUUAUUUUUGUAUAACAACUGCCAAAGACUGUUGUAUUGGAAUUUUGUGCCAGCAGAACUGUCAUGCUAUUUUAUGGGGCACUAAAAGUUUGUGUUCUGUUGAACUCCAGUAUCAUACUGUUGGUAUGUUCUGUUACAAAAUGUCUGGCUUAAGGACGCAGUGGCAAUAUUGGUUAAGAUUCAAUGACUUGCUAGUUAUUGAUACUUAAUAGCAAUAUGCUUAGCAAUAUCAUUUAUAAUGGUAUUAAAUUUGAUUAUUGCUUGGCCUGCACUUCCAGUAGUUUCCCUAAAUGUUUAGACAGUUGAAGGUUGUCAUUGCUAGUUCACAUAUUCACAUAUUUGGAAAAAGCUGAUAUUUGAAAGGUGGCCAGGAUUAAACACAGUAUAUUUGAAUUUAUUAAUAUAUUUAAAUGGAGGAUACCAUUAUUUCCCAAUUAAAUCCAUACAUGUUUAACCACUUUAAUAACUUAACUUUGGCUAAGAUUGUAAGGAACUGCUUUGGUUGUGUAUUCUUCAACUGCACUCAAUACAUAAUAUCUCUUUUAAGUAAAUGAGAAAGUUUGGUGAAAACCUAUAAGAAAUUUUUUCACCGUGCAGUCAAAUUCAACCAUUUAGGGUUUUCUCUUUGGGAAGAGAUAAUACUUUCUACAUUUUGUAGGAGACAAGCCUGGUGAGAUAUGUUAAUUUAGAAAUAGAUAAAGCAUAGCAACACUGAAUAUUGUGUUUAAUGUCUAAUAUAAUUUUAAUGUAAUUCAACAAAGACUGACUAGUAAGAUGAACUAGUAAUUGUCAGCCAUUAACUGCUGAAGCUAUAUGUAAAGUAAAGGUAACUUUGCAUUUUCCCUGAUACCAUGUGAGAGAUGUAAAAGAUCCAAGAUAGGGAAAGAGUCUUAUUAAGUUGUAAAAUGGAGUAUCUUUUCUAUGCAAAUAAAAAUAUUUUCUAGAUUGUAUUUGAGUUGAAAUUAAAUAUCAUGGUUGGGGCCUAUCUCCUGGAUUUAGAAAUGGUGACUUCUUGAAACUAAUUUCCAGAAUAUUUUUAUAUUUUUCAUUCUAUUUUUUUUUUUCACCAAAGAGCUCAAUGUGGAUAAGUGUGCUAUGUAGUUUUAACUUCAUGGCAACCCUGUGUAACAGGGCAGGCUGAGAACAGCUAGCUCAGGGACACCCAGAAAAGUUAGCGUUUAUUUAUUUGGUAAAU
Messenger RNA from Python bivittatus (Burmese python), 3512 nucleotides. RefSeq names its product family with sequence similarity 149 member B1 (gene FAM149B1). Gene Ontology annotation, biological process: protein localization to cilium; cilium assembly. The record is from RefSeq and is a predicted model, not a curated record. Lineage: Eukaryota; Metazoa; Chordata; Lepidosauria; Squamata; Pythonidae.